Molecule: messenger RNA, 702 nt
Organism: Saccharomyces cerevisiae S288C
Lineage: Eukaryota; Fungi; Ascomycota; Saccharomycetes; Saccharomycetales; Saccharomycetaceae
Gene: MIC26
Product: Mic26p
Exons: 1
Coding region: 1-702 (233 amino acids)
Biological process (GO): cristae formation
Cellular component (GO): mitochondrial inner membrane; mitochondrion; MICOS complex
Source: RefSeq, marked reviewed
AUGACAAAAGAUUUUUACCGUCAGCUAGAUCCCGUUGAGGAGAAGAUUGUUCCACCAGAAAACGCUAUAGUAAUUUCUUCGGAGGCCAAAGAGGCUACUGUUAAUGAGAAGGAAGCCAAGCAAGGUGUUCUUUCGCAAAGGGUUAUGAAAUAUAUUGGAGAAAAUGAGCUGGUAGACGGUAUUUCAGUACGUGAUCCUGACUACUUGAAGAGGUUUUUCAACGAAAGAAGAAAACAAUUUUCCGCUAAAUGGGACAAGGUGACAAAUAAAAUAGAUGAUAUCGCAGGCAGAUAUUAUGCCCGUGAAGAGAGCUUUACAUCAACAAUUGCUAGUUUACAUACCGAUCCAAACGAGCGCCUAAUACCGGGGUUGUUGUCCAUUUUGGUUGCUUCCAUGACAGGUUCCGUUUUGGCAAGAAGAAGAACAUGGCUUCUUCGUGCAACCAUGCCCAUUAUACUGGGGUCUUGUUGUUUUGCGUAUGCAAUGCCAACAACCUUCAGGAACACCAUGGGUCUCAUCCAUAAUCUAGAAAUGAACACCUUUCCACACUUUACCGAAAGACAAGAUCGUGUUUGGAAAGAAACAAAGAGAUUAAGUACCGCGUCUGUGCAAUACUACUAUGAUGCCAAAAAAUGGUUGAACAAAGAUGUAGAAAAAACAGGGAAUGCAAUCAAAAAUUGGACUGGCGUUAACGUGAAGUGA